UUCAGCAGUUAGUGUGUCUGUGUUUGUGCACCGCUGGCGUUAGGAGACAAAGGGUCUGUGCUUUUAUAUUUUUAUCAAACUAACAGUUUUACCACACUACAGACGUUGGGGGAGCAACUGCCCAUACAGUAGCCUGCUGGUUAGAAAAUGAUGGAGGAGGCUAGAGAGGGGUCACUUAGUGUGAGUGUCCAAACCAUCCGGGUCACUGAAGCCGUGAGAGACGGGGAUGCACUGACCUUCGUAGUCAUAUCCCAGAAGUUGUCAGGCAGUGGGGAGUACCAUGUGGCCAGGACUCAUGAGGACUUUGAGUGGCUGCAGCAGUGUCUGUUCUGUCAGGAGGUGGUGCCUGGGAUACUGGGGGUUAUUUUUCCUCCUCUACCAGCCAAGCCUCAGUUGAAUGCACCAACCAAAGUUCUGAAACAACUUGGUUUCUUGGCCAUGGGGGAGGACUGGCGUACGUACUGCAGGGCACUGGAGACCUAUCUCCAGCAGGUGGCAGCACACACCAUGCUCAGCAAGAACAAGUGCCUGGAGAACUUCCUCACUAGCUCAGAGCCCCCAGGUCGUCAGAGGGUGAGGAAGGGUAUCUUCAACCGCCUGAGCCAGGCCAUGGAUGGGAUGAGGAGGGAGGGCCACAAGGAUGUGGAUGACUUUUUUCAGACUGAGCGUGAUAACAACUUAACCCUCACAGGGUGCUCCAAAUCAGCAACAGAGAGGUUCAUUGACGUGGUGCUGACAGAACAAAAACUAGCAGUGGCUUGUGGACACUUCUCAACCUCUCUGCAUCUCUGUGUGGAGCAGGAGGAAGACUCCACUGUCCUGGCCUUCUCAAAGAUAUGUGUCAAGCUGUCUGAGGUCAUAGAUUCAAUCAAGAGAAACUUUGAGAGUGUUGCUGAGAACAACUUGAGCACUAUGGGGCUGGGGCUGGAUCUGGAGUCUCGGUACCAAGAGGCAGAGAAGGAGAUGCUGUACAGGAGGACCUGUAAGCUUGUGGAGCUAGAAACAGCCAGCAGGAACGCAGAGAGAGCCAAGCCUGUGAAGAAAGCUGCUAUGGAUGAAUUGAAGGUGGCAGCUGAGAAGGAGUUUGAUCAUGUAUCUGGAGUGGCUAAACAGGAGAUAGCAAGGUUCCACAGUGCUCGUGUGGAGUUGUUGCGCCAGGCUCUGAUUCUGUGGUGUGAGAAGCAGCUUGAAACAGCCAGGGACACCUCCACCCGCUACAGCCAGCACUUGCAGGCCUUCAAAGAGCUGGGGGAGUGACCACCACGGGCCAGACACAUCCCCUGCCAUGACCGCCACACACCCCUCUGACCCACCUGAACACAGUUUGACUCUGUCUGAGCACCUCACACUAAAUAUGUCCAUGUAUUGUCUAUGUAUGCGUCAAACCCUGCUUCCAUUAAACGUGUAAAUGUAAGGAAAUCAGCAUAAUCCUUAUAGCAAUAAUAACCCAAUAGCUCUCUCUCUCUCUCUCUCUCGCUCUCGCUCUCGCUCUCGCUCUCGCUCUCGCUCUCGCUCUCGCUCUCGCUCU
Coregonus clupeaformis (lake whitefish) is the source of this 1528-nucleotide messenger RNA. RefSeq names its product sorting nexin-6. Gene Ontology annotation, molecular function: phosphatidylinositol binding. The coding region runs from base 148 to 1257 and encodes 369 amino acids. Lineage: Eukaryota; Metazoa; Chordata; Actinopteri; Salmoniformes; Salmonidae. The record is from RefSeq and is a predicted model, not a curated record. The transcript has 14 exons.